UUAAAAUGCGAAUAAUAUGUUUCAUAUAUUGUGAUAGGCAUACGAUUUAAGUGAUGCUCAGUAUUAAAGUGCGGAAGUGAACACGCUGGGAUAAUCUCUAUGACUUCUGGUCGUCUUUAAUUGUGACCCACUUCUGGACAUAUGAAGCUUACUAUAUCAAGCCUGGUGUAGUGUCCUGUCGUCUGCAGACUCUCCGAAAUCUGGCAUAAGAUUGCAACAUAAUACAAUGAAUAUUACAGUCAAUUCGUCGCUGUGGAUAAGAGCAGUUUCAAGGAUCGGCAUCCUGAGCAAUGAUUCACUAAGUACGGCCUCUGUUGAUAUACUUCAGUCGCAGCUCCUGCCGUCCCUGAUUUAUGUCUCAUGCCUACUUCCUAUUGGGGUCGCUGGGAAUACCCUCGCCUGCUGUGUGUAUUACAAGAAAUGGAGGAAGAAACGCAAAGUUUCCACCCUGUUUAUUCUAACUUUGGCCUUAACUGACUUAAUUAACUGCCUGGCCACUAUGCCAUUUGAGAUCGCAUUGUUGUUGAAUCCUUUAUCUUUCGAUUUCCCAGUUCUCUGUAAGGUCUCUCGAUGGAUGACAUAUUUCCUUAACUGUUUCUCCACUUUAAUCCUCCUAGGCAUUGCCUUUGACCGACUGUUUGGAAUAAGGUACACGUUUAAAAAAGCUCCAUUUGGAAUUAAACGCUGCAAAAUCUACAUCGCAUGUUCGCUGUUGAUUGCCAUGGUAACCACAUGGCCAGCAUUAAUUCUGUUCGGAACAUCCACAAGUGUUCAUCACAGUGUUCUCUCCAAAACUUGUCUCAUUGACGAUAAAUAUGUCUCAAACAAAAUGGCCAUUAAGCCUUUCUGGCAUGGAAUCUACCUUAUCGUGUCCAUCUUUGUCGUAGAUAGCAUUUUGAUUGUCAUUUACAGUUUGAUUGGAUGCGCGAUCUACCGAAGGCGAGUCGGACCUUCUGCUCUUCGCAGAAGCGGCAGAUUCGCUUCGUCAUUUUCAUUCAAGAGGUGUUCGAUAGACUCGUGUUCAUGUAACUCAAAAAACAAUUUUAAUUGCCCUAGUUGUAGACAAAAGGCAAAGUGUGCAUUGACAGACAUAGAUGAAAAUUUUCUAGAGGACGAUGUCUUCGUUGAAACUUCUAGAGGUCCGAACACAAAAAGCAACUCCAGCUCAGCAGAACUCUUUAGCAGCAGCCGUAGAAGUGACAAUAGCCGAUCCAGUACAUAUAGUGGACGAUUUUCACCAAAACGAACAUCGCCAUUAAAAACACAGCAUUCCUUCCGCUUUAGCACAGGAUCUCCAGAGAAAACUUUACGGAUGUCUUCAGUGAAGAGUUCCUUGUCUAGUCAAUCUUCCAGGAGGAAUCUUCGGUUUGAAUCUUUUUCAAACGAGAGCAUGAGGUUCGGGCCGCGGUCUAGGACGAGGAAGACGUUGUUGAUGCUGGGGGUGGUGACGGCUGUAUAUAUCCUCACAUUUCUCCCCUACUGCGUGAUCGUCAUACUCAGAUAUACCUCCCCAGGACUGUAUCUGACUCUGAACGUCUUACAGAAAAACGUCUACCAACUGUUUAUCAGAUCUUACAUGCUCAGCAUGUCCACGAAUUCUAUCAUAUAUAGCUUUGUGAACAACCAUUUUAGACAAGAAUGUUAUUUAGUGAUAAAAUCGCUAUUUAAUAUUUAUCGUAAAAACCAUGCCUAGAUACAAUUCAAAUGUGUCGAUUGUAUUUUAUUAUGUAAAAGUAAACUAAUAAAAAAAUGUGAUGUCUUUUCAAAAUUUCAUUAAAGAGGUCCAUUGGCCAUGAUGCUCACCUGC
This is a messenger RNA of Saccostrea cuccullata (small rock oyster), 1807 nucleotides long. Its product is annotated as cholecystokinin receptor type A-like. Gene Ontology annotation, molecular function: G protein-coupled receptor activity. Gene Ontology annotation, cellular component: membrane. NCBI's taxonomy places the organism in Eukaryota, Metazoa, Mollusca, Bivalvia, Ostreida, Ostreidae. The record is from RefSeq and is a predicted model, not a curated record. The transcript has 2 exons. The coding region runs from base 227 to 1693 and encodes 488 amino acids. Gene Ontology annotation, biological process: G protein-coupled receptor signaling pathway.